AGAGCACAGUCUCCCUCACUCUCCUUUUUUUUUCCAACUUCUGUGAAACUUUUAACUCUUUAGCCUCUCCCGAAAGAGAAGGAGACGCCAUGGAUAAACUUCUACAACCACCGUCUUCUUCCUCCGUUACUCUCUCCAACUCUCAAUCAAGUGCAUCUCCGUUACUCCCCCGUGUCCACAGACUUUAUUCGCCGAGUCUCACCUUUGCCUCCUCGCGCCGUCCCGAGUCACGCCGAGUCAGCUCCGUUUCCUGCUUCUUCCGCCAGAAUCCAUCGCCGGGUACGUCUUCCGGAAUGAAUCAGAGUAGAGAUUUCUUGUUUCCGUCUCCUAAAUCCGAUGAGUCGAAACCUAAUCCAGGGUUUAUCGAACGGAUCGUGAGGAGUUUUAAGCAGCGCAGGACUAUAUCCGUUGGAACAGUCAUACUAAUUGCUGCUGUAGCUGCGCUUUUGCUUAACCCUGUUCUUGUGCCGCCUGCUUUUGCUAGCUUUCAAACUGCUACUAAAUCUACUGGUAGUGCUGUUGGUGGUAAACUCCUCAGGACUGAAGUAUUGACAAGUGCUUGGACUGGUUUCUUUGCUGGUUGCUUGCACACUUUGUCUGGACCUGAUCACCUUGCUGCUUUGGCUCCACUUUCGAUUGGACGGACGAGAAUGGAGAGUGCAGCAGUUGGAGCCCUCUGGGGAUGUGGUCACGACGCUGGUCAACUCAUCUUUGGUUUAAUAUUUCUGCUUCUAAAAGAUAGGCUUCACAUUGAAGUCAUAAGAACUUGGGGUACAAGAGUCGUCGGCUUGACCCUCCUCGUGAUUGGUGCUAUGGGAAUCAAAGAAGCUUCUGAGAUCCCGGAACCAUGUGUUGUUACCUUGGAGAAUGGGGAAACAGAUGAGAAAAGCUCGAAGAAGAAAAAGAUAGGGUUUGCGACAUUUGCUACUGGGAUCGUUCACGGACUGCAGCCGGAUGCUCUGAUGAUGGUAUUGCCUGCACUGGCUCUUCCUUCUCGGUUAGCCGGCGCAUCAUUUCUCAUCAUGUUCUUGAUUGGGACGGUGAUUGCGAUGGGGAGCUACACAGUGUUUAUCGGGUCAUGCAGCGAAGCAUUGAAAGACAAGGUUCCUAGGAUCACAGAGAAACUAACGUGGGCAUCUUCUCUUGUGGCCAUUGGACUUGGAUUGGCAAUUAUUGUCAGCCAGUUCUUUGGAUUCAGCCUUUAUUGAGACAAACAUCUCCCAGUAUCUGUAGCUCUAGAGUAUUAUUAUAUAAGAUUUUUGCCUGUACCAACCAAAUUUGUAUCUUGUUUCAGAAUCUUCUUUUUUUAAUCAAAUAGAAGUUUGGUGUUUGGCUCCCCAGUUUGUUCACCAUUCUAAUA
Messenger RNA from Capsella rubella, 1360 nucleotides. RefSeq lists its product as uncharacterized. Bases 90 to 1208 code for a protein of 372 amino acids. Lineage: Eukaryota; Viridiplantae; Streptophyta; Magnoliopsida; Brassicales; Brassicaceae. The record is from RefSeq and is a predicted model, not a curated record. The transcript is spliced from 2 exons.